Apis mellifera (honey bee) is the source of this 6554-nucleotide messenger RNA. RefSeq names its product dedicator of cytokinesis protein 9 (gene Ziz). The transcript has 29 exons. Lineage: Eukaryota; Metazoa; Arthropoda; Insecta; Hymenoptera; Apidae. The record is from RefSeq and is a predicted model, not a curated record. Bases 177 to 6554 code for a protein of 2125 amino acids. Gene Ontology annotation, molecular function: guanyl-nucleotide exchange factor activity. Gene Ontology annotation, biological process: small GTPase-mediated signal transduction; positive regulation of GTPase activity.
CUGUAAACUGCAUAGAGAGAACUGUCAUGCGUUGCUACGACGUGAGUUUAGAAGCCGCGUAAAUAUGGCCGCGGUAAUAAUCUGUGGUUAAUAUUGUCCAAUGUAAUGAGUAUGCGUGAUGUUCAUGAUUGCUUUAGUUGGCGAACGGUGAUGAGAUCAAUGUGUCAUCAACUAAGAUGAGCGAAAGGAAGUUUACCCGCGGCCUGGGUAAACCGGGUAUGGCCGCUCAAUUACGAGAGACUGUCUCUCAGGUAGUACGUGAAAGUACGGUACAGAAUAAACCACAUUUAGUAGAACCUAUAGAUUUUGAAAGUUUUGUAUUAAAGAAUAAAACUUUAUUACAAAAUGAUCCUCAGAGAGAGCUUCUAUUAUAUCCUCAAGAUGAUGUUUCACAAGUGGUAUUACCUAGAAGAUACCGUACUCUUGUACCAACUGUAUCACAAACUUCAGAUAAUGAGGAAGGAGGAGAAAAUCUUCUUACAAAAGAAUGUUUACGAAGUUAUACAUCUAAUUGGAAUCUCAUACAUUAUAAAUAUUCAGCAUAUAGUGGAACUUAUCUUGAAUUACCUAAAAUAGCAAAAAUAGAAGAUCUGAAAGAUGAAGUAUAUGAAAUAGAUACAGAAGUAGAUCAGGUUGAUGAGGAAUUAACAAAGAAUAAUGGAAUAACAAAAGAAGGUUAUUUAAUGAAAGGACCAGAAAUUGGUAGUAGUGAUCGUAUGUUUGCAAAUAUUGGUUCAAAAUCAUUCAAAAGAAGGUUUUGUCAUCUUAGGCAAGAAGUUGAUGGCACAUACAUUCUUGAACUUUUUAAAGAUGAAAAAAAAGGUGAAGCUAAAUUGACAAUAGUAAUGGAUUUUUGUACUGAAGUUGUUAGAAAUUCAAAACGUGGAAGAUAUUGUUUUGAAUUAAGAAUGAGCGGGACUCAUAAAUCAUAUACUUUAGCAGCAGAUAAUGAAACAGAUAUGCAGGAUUGGUUACUAAAAUUGAGCUCAGUAUUACAACAUUAUAAACAACAAGAAGAAAAACGUGCUGCUUCAUUAGAAAGAGCAUGUAAUACACCUCCUCCUUCUCCACAACCUAUGCAGGUUUAUGGAACACUCAAAGGCUUGGAGCAAAGUAUGAAUCCACAAUUGAUAAAAUAUUCUAGGGAAACAGAUACUAGUAUAGCAUUAGCGAGACGAGAAAAUCGUAAACAAUUAUUUAGUAUUUAUCCUCAUAUACCACAUAUUAAACAACAGUUGGGAAAUUGUAAUGAACAAAAUAUUGAUCCAUAUAAAGAACAAUUUGGACAAAGAAUUUUUGUAAAAUGUGAAAGUCUUAAAUUCAGAUUACAAGCACCAAUAGAUGAAAAGGAAUCAUUAUGUCAAGUGGAACCUUAUCAAACUACAUUAAGUCUUUAUGAUGCAAGAAAUGGUAGAAAACUAACUGAAAAUUUUCAUUUCGAUAUUAAUCAUGAAGUUAUUCAAGAAAUGAUAAAAGAAUUAAGUCCUGUAGGUAUUAUGACAGAAUCUACAGAAAAUAUUAAACUACCAAAUGAUUUGAAAAAUAUACCGUUAGAUUGGAUUAAAUAUCCAAAACAGGCCAUAUUUAGUAUUAGUAAUCCUCAUCCUGAUAUAUUUUUGGUUGUAAGAAUAGAUAAAAUAUUACAAGGAAAUAUAUGUCAAACUUCUGAACCAUAUUUAAGGGCUACAAAAGAUCCACGAUUAGGUUUAAAAGUACAUAAACAAGUUAGAGCAUGUUGCCAAAGAUUGGGAAAUUAUAGAAUGCCAUUUGCUUGGGCUGCUAGACCAUUAUUUAGAUUAUAUAGUAAUGAAUUAGAUACAUCAUCAGAUUUUCCUGCAAUAUACAGACAAGAAGGGAAUAAAAUAAAAGAUGAAGAACUACUCAAACUUCUUUCAGAGUAUAGAAAGCCUGAGAAACUUAGUAAAUUGACUGUGAUACCUGGUUGGUUGAAAAUAAAAAUUGAGUCAAUUACAGAUUUGUCUGAUAAUACAUUAUCUACAUCUUUAGCACCUUUAAAACCAUUUCCAUUACCACCAAUAUCUGAACCUACUUUUGAAAUUGCAGAAUUUGAAAGUAUUUCAGAAAAAGAUGUUCAUCCAUAUACAACUUAUAUUAAUCAUCUUUAUGUAUAUCCACAAACUCUUUGCUUUGAUACUCAAAAAAUAUUCACGAGAGCUAGAAACAUUGCUUGCAUUAUUGAAUUACGAGAUGAUGAUAGUGAAAAUACUACACCUUUAAGAUGUAUAUAUGGAAGACCCGGUACUGCACUUUUGUGUUUACGAGCGUCUUGUGCAGUUUUACAUCAUAAUGCAAUUCCUUCUUGGUACGAAGAAAUUAAGAUACGGUUACCACCGAAACUUCAUGCUAAGCAUCAUUUACUUUUCUCUUUUUAUCAUAUAAGUUGUGAUAUGAAUAAGAAAAAAGAAAAUGGUGUUGAAAAUUGUGUUGGUUAUGCUUGGUCUCCCUUGUUACAUAAAGGAAGAUUAAAUGUAGAUAUGGAUAUGAAUGUACAAACACUACCUGUAGCGACACAUUUACCACCAGGUUAUCUUUCAAUACAACCUCUUGGGUUAGGCAAAGGGAAUGCGGGACCGGAAAUUAUAUGGGUUGAUUCCCAACGGCCAGUAUUUACAGUAGCAUUUCAGUUGAUUUCAACAGUAUUUACUCGUGAUGUACAUUUGCAUAAUUUAUUUGCUCACAUGGAACGUAUCCUAGAUACAAAAUUAGGAGCAGUACCAGCAGAUUCAGAAACCUGCAAAAUAUUAAAAGCUGCUCAUGCUGUACAGUUAGUUACUGUUAUUACAUUUCUUCCUACUAUUUUAAAUCAAUUAUUUACUUUAUUAAUUUCUACAACAAAUGAAGAAGUUGGUUUAUAUAUUAUAAGAGUUUUAAUACAUUUUAUAAAUAUGGUACAUGAAGCUGGUAGAAAAGAAACACUUCAAGCUUAUAUCAAGUUUGUUUUUGUACCACCUUCUCAAGGAAACUACAUUUUCACAGUUCAUGAACAAUUAGGAAAACAUCUUCCUACAUUAUUGCAACUAAGCAAUACUGAUUUUUUAGUAGUAAAUAAAUUUAUGCAUCACUCUAGUUUCUUUUUUGAGAUAAUGAUUAAAAGUAUGGCACAACAUUUGUUAUCAACAGGAAGAAUAAAAAUGCAUAGAAACGAAAGAUUUUCUAAAGAAUAUCAUGAAAAAAUUCGAAGUUUAGUGGAAGUUAUUAUGCCUUAUCUUAUGAAUAAAUAUAAAGAAAUGCCAGUUGAAACUCAUGAAUUGAAUAAAAGUCUUGCACAAUUCUUAAAGAGAUGUCUUACAUUUAUGGAUCGUGGAUUUGUUUUCUUUUUAAUAAAUUUAUAUAUGGAUAAUUUUUCUCCUGGUGAUCAACGUACAUUACAUGAUUUUAAAUUUACAUUUUUACAAAUAAUCUGUUCACAUGAACAUUAUAUAUCAUUCAACUUACCAAUGAUGCAAUCACGAAUUACUUCCAGAGAAGAUACAGAGAGUGAUCCAGAAUGUGAUGAUUUAAUAAGUGAAUAUUGUUUAUCUGAAGAUUUUUGCAAACAUCAUUUCUUAGUUGGACUUUUAAUGCAAGAAGUUAGAACAUCUUUAAAUGAAAUUGUACAAAUUCGUAAAGUAGCAAUAGCUACAUUGAGAGAUUUAAUGGCAAAACAUGAACUUGAUGAGAGAUAUCAAAAUAAGGGUCAAUUAAGUAGAAUAGCAUCCAUUUAUAUACCAUGGUUAGGUAUUGUAUUAGAAAAUCUACAUCGAUUACAAUCUAUACAUGACAAUAGUAAAACAGAAAUUAAACAAAAUGGUGCCAAUAGAAUAUCAACUAGUAGUUCAUUUUUGGCAAAUAAAGAUACUGCAAGUAAUGUUACAACCACUGGAACUCCAAAAUCAAUUCAUAGGCUUACAUUACAUUUGGAGACUCAAUCUCCGAUAAGAGCAUCUAUGCAUCUACGAGAUUCUACAUACUUCGCAGCCAUAGCAGGUCAAGGUUUAGUUAAUGGAUAUUCUUGUACUAGUAUAGAAUCAGAUACAUCAACAAUAUCUGGUGCUUCUCAAUCUAAUAUAUCUCAAGAAACUACUAUUAUUCGUGAAUCAAUUGAAAAUGGUACUGGCGAAAAAAAAAGACAUUCUCGUUCUUUAAGUGUUACUCAAUCAUCACCUAGAUGUGAUAAAUUGCAGUCAUCAGAAGUUAAAGAUAUUUUACUUUGUUUUUUAUUUGUGAUAAAAUAUUUGGGUGAUCAUCAAGUUAUUGCUUGGUGGCAGCAAUGCAGUGAUUGUGAAAUUUUAAGUUUUUUUACAAUAAUAGAAAUGAGUCUUCAUCAUUUUAAAUAUAUUGGUAAAAGACAAAUAGCUACAAAUAUGGUAAAUAAUUCUGGGAAGCCUCGAACAGUGAAAGCAAUGACAUUACCAGCUAGAAUGGCACCUCCUGAUUUUUCUAAUGAAGGACCUACUACUAGUACUUUGCAGCCACAUAAUACUACUGUAAGAGAAAAUCUUGUUGAAAAUGAUAGUGGAAAGAUGCAUCAAGUUUUAUUAGAAGCGAAUAUGGCAACAGAAGUUGGUCUUAUUGCAUUGGAUUGUUUAGGAUUAUUUUGUAUUCAUUUUAAGGAUGUACUUUUAGCAACAGAUGGUGACAAUCCCAUUAUGCAAAAAGUAUUUAACAUAUACUUAUCAUUUUUGCAAGUUGGACAGUCUGAAACUUUAUUACGUCAUGUUUUUGCUAGUUUUAGAGCUUUUUUGAAUAAUUAUUCUAUAAUUCUGUUUCAAGGCAAUGCAAUUUUAUGUGGUCGUUUAUGUUAUGAAUUAUUGCGUUGUUGUAAUAGUAAGUUAAGUUCUAUCAGACAGGAAUCCUGUGCUUUACUUUAUCUUCUUAUGAGAAGCAAUUUUGAAUUCACUAGUAGAAAAGGAUUAACUAGAGUUCAUUUGCAAGUAAUAAUAUCUGUUUCUCAAAUGCUUGGAAAUGUUAUUGGAUUAAAUAAUUCAAGAUUUCAAGAAUCAUUAUCAUUAAUAAAUAGUUAUGCUUCAUCUGAUAAAGUGAUGAAAGGUACUGGUUUUCCAGUUGAAGUUAAAGAUCUUAAUAAAAGAAUUAGAACGGUUUUAAUGGCCACAGCUCAAAUGAGAGAACACAACAAUGAUCCUGAAAUGUUAGUAGAUUUACAACAUAGUUUGGCUAAUUCUUAUGCUAGCACACCUGAACUGAGACAUACAUGGUUAGAAACUAUGGCUAGAAAUCAUGCAAGAGAUGGAAAUUUUUCAGAGGCUGCUUUUUGUCAAUUACAUAUUGCUGCAUUAAUAGCUGAAUAUUUGAAAUUAAGAAAAGUUCAUACAUGGGGAGCAGAAGCCUUUGAUAAGAUUUCCAAAAAUAUUUCUAGAGAUGAAUGCAGUCUUAAACUUGAUGCUGGUGUACAAGAUAUUCAUUACAACGAAUGUAUACUUCUUGAACAAUUAGAAAUUUGUGCUGAGAUGUUGGAAAAAGCAGAACGUUUUGAACUUCUUGGACAUUUAUACAGAUUAAUAGUUCCUAUGUAUGAAGAGAAACGAAAUUACGAAGCGUUAGCAAAUUGUUAUUCUCAUUUGGCACAAGCAUGUAAUAAAAUUGUUGAAGUUACAAAAUCCGGAAAAAGACUUCUUGGAAGAUUUUAUAGAGUUGCAUUUUUUGGUUCAGCAUAUUUUGAGGAUGAAAAUGGACAAGAAUAUAUUUAUAAAGAACCUAAAGUUACAUCUUUAUCAGAAAUUUCAGAACGUCUUCAUCAUUUAUAUUCUGAAAAAUUUGGCUCGGAAAAUGUUAAAAUGAUAAUGGAUUCUAUACCUAUUGAUAUAACUGAAUUAGAUCCAAAAAUAGCAUAUAUUCAAGUGACGCAUGUCACACCUUAUUUUGAAAAAUUUGAAUUAGAAAUACGGCAAACAGAAUUUGAGCAGAAUCAUAAUGUAUUAUGCUUUAUGUUUGAAACUCCAUUUACUAAAGAAGGAAAACCAAGAGGUAGUCCAGAAGAGCAAUGGAAACGUAGAACAAUUCUUACAACACAAUAUUCUUUCCCAUAUAUUAAAAAACGUAUUUUAGUAGUUGAGAAACGAAUAAUGGAACUGAGUCCAAUUGAAGUUGCUUUAGAUGAAAUGCGACAACGUGUUCAAGAAUUAGAAGAUGUAGCUCUUAUAGGUCCAACAGAUGUAAAAAAAUUGCAAUUAAGAUUACAAGGAAGUAUAUGUGUUACUGUGAAUGCUGGACCACUUGCAUAUGCCUCUGCAUUUUUAGAUCCUGCUCUAUCUCCACAAUAUCCAGAUGAUAAAGUUGAAGAAUUAAAAGAUAUCUUCAGAGAAUUUGUUAAAAUAUGUUACACAGCUCUUCAAAUAAAUAGCAAACUAAUUACAUCUGAUCAACAUGAAUAUCAAGAAGUAUUACGUGAAAAUUAUCAGAAACUUUGUCAAAAUUUAUCUUCAUUACUUGGAGAACCUAUUUGGCCUGAUGAACAAAUUGGAAAUUUUAAACGUAACAGCGCUGCUUUAUUUAGUGCUAUCAGUGGUGCUAAUAAUCAUACAAAUACAGCUUAA